AUGACACAACAAAUCCAUAAUGAUCCAAUUGCAGUUUUUGAUAUUAGUUCAUAUAAAACAAAAAUUGGAUUUGCUAAUGAAAAAGUGCCAUUAAAAACAUAUGUAUCAGUUUCAGGACAAUUAAAAGUUUGGACUUGUAUGUGUGGUUCAGGAGAAAUACCAAAAGAUAAUUUUGUUGGUGAAGAAACAUAUGAACGUCAUAAACAAUUAAAUUUCAGAUGUCUAGUUGAAAGUGGUAUUGUUGAUAUUGAAAAGUAUGAUCUUGAAAGAAUUGUUUAUAAUAACUUUCGUAAUUAUUUAAAGUUGGAUCCUAAUAAAACACCAAGUUUAUUCACAGAAGCAGUUAAUACCACCACAAAAAUAAGACAAUAUAUAUGUGAACCCGCAAUGGAAUAUUUUAAAUUUCCACUUUUUUGUCUUAUUUCACAACCGGUAUUAUCAUUGUUAUCAACUGGUAAAAGCACUGGGUUUUGUGUAGAGUCUGGUCAUGGAGUAACUCAAUUUGUGCCAGUUUAUGAAGGUUCGAAAGUGCAAAUGGGUGUGUCGUGUUUAAAACUGGCUGGACAAGAUGUGAGUGAAUCCAUUGAGAAAAUUGUAAAUGAAAAGGGGUUCAUUUAUGAGGAUAUUAUAGAAAAAGUUAAAAUCAAUGAUAUUAAAGAGAAUCUGUGUUAUAUUGCUCAGAACUAUGAAAAAGAAAAGAAAAAAGAAACAAAAGAACUCGAGAAGAUUUAUAACCUUCGCGAUGAAAAAGAAAUCAACCUUGGUGCUGAGAGAUUUGAAUGUACUGAACAAUUGUUUAGUCCAGAAAAAUAUGGAAAGGAAAUGAACGGAAUUGCCCUCCAAACUUAUGAUUCGCUCAUGCACGUUAAUCCAGAUGUAAGAAAUGAGUUAUAUGGUAAUAUUGUGAUAGCUGGCGGAAACACAAUGAUUCCUGGCUUUGUGGACAGAUUUAAAACCGAAUUAGCAGAAAGAGUACCCAAUUCGAAAAAAAUGAAUGUUACUGCACCAGAAAACAGAGAUAUUUCUGCUUGGAUGGGAGGUGCCAUGUUUGCAAGUUUAUCAACUUUUGAGUCGGCUUGCGUGUCAAAGGAAAAUUAUGAUGAAACUGGCCCAAGUAAUAUCAACAGGGUUUGCCCAUAA
This is a messenger RNA of Entamoeba invadens IP1, 1140 nucleotides long. Its product is annotated as actin-7, putative. The transcript has a single exon. The record is from RefSeq and is a predicted model, not a curated record. Lineage: Eukaryota; Evosea; Mastigamoebida; Endamoebidae. The coding region runs from base 1 to 1140 and encodes 379 amino acids.